Messenger RNA from Phycodurus eques (leafy seadragon), 2638 nucleotides. It is a transcript of the gene tmem70, whose product is annotated as transmembrane protein 70. Gene Ontology annotation, cellular component: mitochondrial membrane. The record is from RefSeq and is a predicted model, not a curated record. Gene Ontology annotation, biological process: mitochondrial proton-transporting ATP synthase complex assembly. The transcript has 4 exons. Bases 895 to 1533 code for a protein of 212 amino acids. Lineage: Eukaryota; Metazoa; Chordata; Actinopteri; Syngnathiformes; Syngnathidae.
GGAGCCCAAUGGAGCGCGUCACGUUUGGGCCGACCGAGGGGAACCCAUCGCCACGCUGUCAGUAGGUCAUCGCUUCGCCCGAAACUCAAGGGGCGGACUGGGUCAAAAAUGAAGCCCUGGCAUUUCCUGUCAGACCGGCCCACUGCACGAUCAGCGGACUCCACAAAUCGCACCGCAUCUUCUCUCGUGCAAACUCCCGUCUUUCAAUCCCUUCGUACAUCCCUUCGCUCUUCCGCUAAUCGCCACGAGGGACGCAGCCGUGCUUUCCGAAGUCCGUACGAGGAAGGCCGGCGCCCGGAUUUGGAACUGUGAGGCGGAUGUGCUAACUCGCCGGCCGUCACGCCGCCCCAUGCAAAGUCACAUUUGAGUGCAAUAGCCAGUGUUCAACGUGGAAAGGGCAACUGCUCUGCAUUUCCCCCCCACCACAAAACGUGGAAUUCCCAAGUUUUUGGUAGAUUUCUCAAAACGACUUGUUCGAUCUUCACGUCGUUGUGUCACGCGUGCACAUCAAUAAAGCGCUUUCUUAUUUCUUCGAGCAAGUCGCAAAACCCGAUCACCGAGUUUGGGGAAGAAAAAAAAACCGAUAACCGAUCACAAGAACACUUGUUCAUUUCUUGUAUAUACUUGUGUACUGUAUGUAGCUUCAAAAUGACUCUCUAGAAUUUUAGACAAAAGUUAAAACAUCGCUGACCUCUAGGGGGCAUUCAAGGAUUGUCCAAUGACAUAAGUUUAGGUCAAAUCAACAUUACAACAUGACAUAAAUGAUGGGUACUAAUUUACUGCAAUGGAAUUGCUUUUAACAAAUGCUGUAAAUGACAUGCUCCCUCUAACCUUCUCACUCUAUGGACGAAUGAUCUCGUUCGAUGUGCGUCACGCUUCUGAGUCGCGCAGAAAAUGACCAGGGACGCAGAAAACAUGGUGAAUCUGCGGCCGCGGAGAACCUUGUGUUUGAACCCGCCUACUUUUCAAGCGAGCAAAAAGUAUUGGAACGUGGCUCAGGUGCAGCCUCGCACUCCGUCUUCUUGUCUUUCUACCAGGGCCCAGUCUGAAGACGAGAACCUGAUUUACACGGGCGGUCUGGGAACUGCAGUUCGUGGGGUGAAAAUGUUCUCUUACAGCACAAGUGGGGCCAGUCUCUUUCUCGUGCCGCAGAUCCUCUUGAAAACAGGACUUGGAGUCCAGAGCGUUGCCCUUCAAAUGGCUUUCUGCGGCAUCAUGGGCUUCUUCACCUUCCUCACCCCUGUGCUCCUCCACUUCAUUACCAAGGGUUAUGUGGUCCGUCUGUACCACAACCCAGACCAGGACACCUAUACUGCCAUAACCUACAGCGUCUUCCUAACGGAGCAAAAGACAGUCUUUCAUCAGAAGCAGGUCAGCAUACCAGCUGUCAGCAAGAUGUUCACCACCUUCUACGCCGACAAGACUGGGCUGCUGGUGAACCCCGACAUGUUCGUCCUCCCUCAGGAUUACAACCACCUCAUGGGCUAUGACAAGCCCUUCACCUUCAGAACAGACUACACGGACAGGCCGUGAUCUAAAGUACAGCUGACCGCUUUAAAUGUAGAAUGUGGUGUUUUUGCUCAUUUUCCCAAAUUCAAUACAAUUUACAGUCAAUCCAUUUUUGGCACCAACAAUUGUCUAUUAUUUGAUCAUCUUUAAUCUGUGUUUAUUUUCCCUUUAUGCAUACAUUUAAAAACAAAAGUUGUAAAGAACUCUGAAACAAAUGCUAUUUUAACCUACAAACACAGGGACCCCCCCCUCUUCGCUAUGACCAUAACAACUCAUCCAUUGAACUUGUAACUCCAUGGAGCUUCUGUUAGUUUCUGGUUAUCUCGUUGAGGAUUUACCUGAAAGAGUUGCUGUUUGGAGGUAUAUUGCCAUCCGUCCUCAUCGAUCUUCCUUUGAGUUCUCAAUAGGGUUGAGUUCAGGGGUUGAUGGUGGCCAUACGAUGGGUUUUCUCCCCAGACCUGCUUAAGUUUCAGUGGUGUCUUUUCUAGUGUGGGAUUGUUUGUUGUCUUUCAGCAUUUAUUUUAAAUUUAAUUUUUUUUUUUUUUUUUUUAUAUAAACUGUGUGGAAGUCAUGCUUGUGUUUUUAUACCAUGACAGGAAAUUGUCGAUUUGAACUCUUCAUAUUUUGCUGUGGUAAUUUUGUCAAAUUUAGGGUACUACUGAGCCCUCUGCAAAUGUUUGUCCUUGUGAGCAUUGGUUAGGCGUGGCAGAAAUACAGUUUUAAGCAUGACUGCAAUCCUAAGAGGGCCCUGCAUGAAGAGGUUCUUCAGACUCCAGAGACACAAGCGGGCUCAAAUCUCGGGCCCGCAGUGAUAUGAAAAUAUAUUCCGUAAAAGAGAGCGCGGUGGCGGAACGAAGCAAUUGAUGAACAAGUGAAGUUUUGAUGCGUUAUCGUUUCGUACACUGACUUAACACCAAAGUUGCAGUUGUAGUAGUAGGGAUUGAACCCCGGUCCCCAGAACUGUGAGGCAGAUGUGCUAACCAGUCGCCCACCGUGCCGGCAUAAACUUUUGCACGAUAUAAUAUUUUUUGGGGGAAAGGGUCUGUACGUUGUUUUCCAAUCUUUGUUUACAUGCACGAUAUUCAACCUCAUUAACAUCGCACACAGAAAUAAAUGUGUUCACACACUC